Molecule: messenger RNA, 893 nt
Organism: Lethenteron reissneri (Far Eastern brook lamprey)
Lineage: Eukaryota; Metazoa; Chordata; Hyperoartia; Petromyzontiformes; Petromyzontidae
Product: cysteine-rich protein 2-like
Source: RefSeq, a predicted model, not a curated record
CGUAGCCCCAGUCUGACGGGGCGGGGGGGAUGUGAGUAGACCCCCAUCGCCAGAAAAGCCCCCUCCGCUCAUCCUCCCCUCUCUGCCACCGCCACCGCCCUCGCUCGCCGCUCGAUUCCAAGCGACGGCUGGAGCCGACUCAGCCACCCGCGUGCCACCGAGACCGAAACAUCACCGACAAUGUCCAAGUGCCCGAAAUGCGAGAAGACGGUGUAUUUCGCCGAGAAGGUGACGUCACUGGGCAAAGAUUGGCACAAGUUUUGUCUCAAAUGCGAGCGCUGCAGCAAGACGCUGAGCGCCGGCAGCCACGCCGAGCACGCUGGCAAGCCCUACUGCCACAAGCCGUGCUACGCCACACUCUUUGGACCCAAGGGCGUCAACAUCGGCGGCGCGGGCUCCUACAUCUACGAGCCGCCGGCGGCGGCGGCCGCCACGGCAGACGGAGGCCCCGGUUCGACCCCGGCUCCUGACCAGCCGGCCGCGACCUCGGCCGCCAAGGGGGCCGCAGCCCCCUCCAAGACGGCGAGCAAAGUGAGCACCAGCAUGACCUCGUUUGCGGGGGAGGUGUCGCUCUGCCCACGCUGCGGAAAGAAAGUUUACUUCGCGGAGAAGGUCACGUCUCUGGGUCACGACUGGCACCGCCCGUGCCUGCGCUGCGAGCGAUGCAGCAAAACCCUCGCUUCGGGAGGUCACGCCGAGCAUGACGGGAAGCCUUACUGCCACGUGCCGUGCUACGGCCUCCUCUUCGGCCCCAAAGGAGUGAACACGGGAGUCGUGGGCUGCUACAUCUACGAGAACGAGAACGGCACUGCCGCGGAGAACUGAGAGCCACGCCAACUCCAGAUCACCCCCCCACCACCCCCGAUCCCUUACCCCCCCCCACCAUCCCCCCC